CAGUUGCUGAACUACAGUGUGUAUUUGCUGAAGGACUAUGUUGUGAAAAUCUUUCAAAGUGUUGGUUUUCCGUGAUUACGGGGCUCUUCUGGACGUCUGCUCGGUGGGUUAGGGGGCCCGUGUGACCGACUCUCCCGGCGGACUGUGUGCGCAGCCCGGGUGCGACUGUUUCGGGCAGCUGCUUAGCGGUUUUCUGAUCUCUGACUGGAGGUUUUUUACUGCAAACCAAGUUAGCUCAACAGCUAAUCCUAAAAGUCACGUCACCUGUGCGGACUCGAAUUAAAAGUUUCCCGGUGGAGCCGGGACAGCCGGGUCACUUUUGACUGUGUGACCGUACAAAACUUUGUCUCGGGUGUUUUUGCGCCGGGUUCGUAUUUUAUCUCGCUUUUGCGCAGCCAUAAAAAUUGCGUUGGAGACAGCAGCAAGUGAAGCGUAGCUGCGGGUUUUAGAUGACGGUGAGACCCGCAGCCGGACACGGAUAAGGUGUUUCCUUCGGAGGGAAAUGCGGUAGAGAGGACACCGCCUCGGUGUUCAGCCCGCUGACUUGGCGGCUCUGGGUUUGUUGCUCGUGAGGCCUGCGGGUCGGGCUUCCACCGGGCUUGAGUAGAGCCCGACGCCGACGUCGAGAGGUCGGAGGCCGGCAGUCGGCGCUGCCACCGCCGGGCCUGCGGUCCGAGUUAUGGAACGGAUGGAAGUGGACCAGUGCGCAGGCGCAGCUGGCGGGGCAGGAGGCGGGGCACUCCGCAGAUCGAACAGCGCCCCCAUGAUCACCAGUGUCAGCGAUGGGAUGACCGUCUUCAGUCCGGUGUCCUCGGCUCGGUACAGACGCAGCAGUGUGUCCAUCAACCCCAGCUGUCCCUCACAGCUCGUCCCUCUUUCUCCUUUCUCUCUGACCGGAGACAGACUCGACCACAAGAGGCAGGAGGAGAACAUGGAGAUGACGCUCAGAGGAAGUCUGCAGAGACUCAGUGCUUCCAGUCUGAUCCCAGUUCCUCCAGUCAGUCAGUGGCACAACCACACGUCAGUGUGGUUUCAGUCACAGGACAGCGGCGUCACACCCAACUCCUCCCCGAGUCCCACCAGGAGGUUCAGACCAGCAGUCAGUGCCACGGUCAGAUGGCCUGCGUUAACUCCACUCAAGAGGAAAGGAGGGGUGGAGUCUGACGGACCCCCAAAGAAGCUUUUUGUUGCCGGGGUGACAGAUCCCGCCCACCGCAGCAGCUACACUGUCAGUGUCUCACAGUCAGCGGAAGACUCUCCUCCUGCAGGAGGCGUCAGUCCUCAGUCCAGCCCUCUGUCUCUGUCUCCUCCCCCUUCCUUCACCCCCUUCACCUCCCACCAGCACCCCGGACACUAAAACCCUCCUCCCCCCUGCUCACCCAGAGUGCUGACCCUGUCACUGUGGGAUCAGACCGACCACCAGCAGCUCCAGAGACCCUCAAACACCUGGAGGAACAUCGACCCCUUCGCACCUUAUUUUGGUUCCAAUCAUCUGCCAGCAUCACUGUAAGCCCCGCCUCCCUAAUGGACAGACAAAUCACAGGAAGUGAAGAUGUGACACAUUUGGAGGUGAAGAUCACCUUUAGUUCAGCCUGCUCUUCAGUUCAGGAUAUUUCUUUUGCAUCCGUGAAGCUUCAGACUUUUUUGUUGGUCGGUCAUCACACAGCAUCACUCAAGCUUUCAAGCAUCAGGCAGAAGGACAUAUAUGCUGUGUCAUGUGUGCGGCUCCACCCCCAUCAGAGGGCGUGGCCUUGAGGUUCAAACUCCUCACUCUCAUGUUAAAGGAUAAACAAAGGAUUCAUUAGCAGCACCAUCGGGAGACCACGGAAAACGUUUGGGAAACUGAGGACACACUGGUUGUGUCGUCAGAAUGGAAUCGAUUGUGCUCACUAAAAGAAAAGAGUUGUGUUGUUGGUGUUGUGGGGAGCAGAUGAGCAACAGACACACCUCCCCAAUCUCAAUGUGUCCUGUGGACCAAGCAGCUGAUCCUGAUUGGUUACAGAGAGGAGUUGAUGUUAUACAAGUUGUGCUGAUUCAAGGAUAAAAGAACAAAGCACCUAAACGUCUCUGCCUGAAGACGUCUCUCGUUCCUCAGCUUCAUUCUUCAGAUUUGUUCUGCAGACGUCAAAAGAGUCGGAGCCUUACAUGGGAUGACUUCCCAUUGGAGGAUGCAGCUCUAAUCAGACCAAUCAGUCGAUGCUGUUAGUGAAGCUCCAGAUCUUCUCUGAUCAGUUAUUCUGAAGAAGUUCUAAUAGGAUCUUGAGUUUUAAUCAAGAUGUAAUUGCGGGUGAUGACUAAAUGUUCUCAGACUGUUGAUCACAAUCGUCUCUCUCUAAAGGAGUCGAAGUUCUUCAGGAACAUUUCGUUCCACCCACAGUGAUACAGUCGACACCUACAGGAACUGAACCACACAGAGAACCUUCAGCCGGUCCUCUGCUUAUUGUCCUGGAGUCGCACUUGUUGGAAGUCAUGUAAUUUAUGAGGACAAUAUAGGAAUCACAUGAUUUAUUUAGGCACGGUCUUGAAGAUGAAGUCAUGAGUACUCAUAACUGAUGGGUCUGUGGAGUAACAUCUGGACUCUCCCAGCACUUAAACAAAUCAGCGAACCAGGGUUACGCACUACGCAAAGUUAGUCCCUCCAGGAGGUUGCAACAGUAAACGCAAAUUCAGCCAGACCUCGUGAAUUCUGCGCAGCCCUGCAGUUUUGUCCCAUCGAGGCAACUUAACCGCAAACGUUAAUAGCCCUUCUGUGCGGAGUUUGCAUGUUCUCCCUGUGUCAGCGUGGGUUUCCUCCAGGUGCUCCGGCUUCCUCCCACAGUCCAAAGACAUGCAGGUUAAUUGGUAACUCUAAAUUGUCCGUAGGUGUGAAUGUGAGCGUGAAUGGUUGUCUGUCUCUAUGUGUCAGUCCUGUGAUAGUCUGGUGACCUGUCCAGGGUGAACCCUGCCUCUCACCCAGUGUCAGCUGGGAUAGGCUCCAGCCCUCAAAACUGCCUGUGAAAUCCUGGAGGGACUGAAUAGCGCAUUUUAGGAUUUUUAUCAAAUUUUAUAUAAUUUUAUUCAGCUGAUCUGCUGAAGAUAGUUUGCAUCUUCAGUCAGCUAGAGAAAUUACAAAAUAAAGAAAAACCUGAAUAUCCAAAAACAGUCUUUGUCCCAGCAACCCUCUGAACGGGGUAUAGCUUUUUGCAAGGCCAAAACUGCUAGUUGUUGAGAAUUUUUGUCGGGUAUUUUUCACCCCUGACUUGCUACACCUGAGUCAAAUUCAGCCACUGAACAAAAGUUUCAGUCAUCGAAGCCUAAGAUUUUUGUGUUUUAAAGAAAGUUUUAGUUUUUGUGUCACGGCUGAGUCACCCUGACCGAAGCUUUCUGGUUUUACCAGAGAAAACUUAAAAGACUUAUUUUGUUUGUCGACAGUUUGUCAAACUUGGGCUGACGGUUGACAGACUGUAGGACGUCUUUUUCUCCCGGGGUGAGAAACUGGUUUUAGAAACUGGUUCCCGGUCAGUAGAAGUGUGAAGAACUUGUGGUCUGUUUGUUAAUAGUGUAUCUAUAUGUGAAUAUUGACAGUCGGAGCAGCUGAUAUGUGCUCACUUUUCUUCAGCCUGCAUGGUUUGAUUGUACAUAUUGAAUCUGCAGGAAGCGACCAUGCUCUUCCCUCGUAAAGGUGCAUUUAUACUUUGACUUCUUUCAUUUCCCUCUAAGUUUGCUCUCUGACCGGCUUUAGUCUUCUCUACUUGAAAUCAGCCACAUUGUGUUCGUGAAGGUCAUCUGAUUGGUUCAAUCCCCAGAAAAUCUUUAUCACUUACUGUUUAAAAAAAAAGGGUCACUAAUCAUUUUGACUUCCUCUGCGUUUUCUUUCUGACGAAUCUAUCAAACUUGUUUUGAGGUGGUGGUUUUUUUGAACCAGUGUUACAACAGUUGAUUUUUUAAGACACGGACCAAUCUCGGCUCUCGUUAACGGCUCUGGAUUCUUACUUUUUACUUUGGACUUAAAGCAGACUUGUACUAAGUCUGCUUUAAGAAUACAUCAGUUUUAAUCCCAGGGUUGGGCAAUAACUCAGUAUCAUGAGUUUUCAAUUGAAUCAUAUCGUGACGAUAGGAAAUUCUGUUAUUGUUCACACAAACUAAUUUGAUGCACAUCAGUUCAUUCUUUGACAUCAGUUUAUUUGAUGUGAUUUUGCACAUAUUUGCCACGUUGUGUGAUAAACCAUCAUCAGGAAGUAUCUGUACGAAUAUUGUGACAGUCAUGUCGACCAUACUGCCCCCAGCCGCAGAUAAUCCUGUUAAUAUUCUAAUGGUUUCAUUCCAAAAUCUGUGGAGCCCCUAAGAGGACAUGAUCAAGUUUCUUGUGAUCACCGUAAACUAUCUGGCGCUCAACAUAAAUUACAUGGCGCACGCUAAAGAUUAAAUAGCACUCACCGUGAACUAUGUAGCGUUCAGCAGAAAUUGUUUGGAGCUCAACAGAAACUAUCUUGCACUCAUUGAAAUUAUCUGGCACCCACCGUAAACUACGGAGAGGUCAGUAGAAACUAUCUGGCGCUCAUCGUAAACUAUCUGACACUCACUGAAAUUAUGUGGCACUCAUUGUAAUCUAUUUGAUGCUCCAUAGAAACUGUCUGGCACUCAUCGAAACUUUUCUUGUGCUCCUUCUUGUGCACCAUAAACUUCCUUGCACUCAAACUAUCUGGCGCUCAAUUUAAACUAUCCGGUGCUCAGUAGAAAUUAUCUGGCACUCACCGUAAACUAUCUGACAAUCCUCAUAAACAAUCUGGCACUCACCGUAAUCUACCUGGUGCUCACUAUAAACUAUCUGGGACUCAUCAAAGUGAUUUAGGACUCGCGCCCUUUAAAACCAACUCAGUGCUGAGUAGAAACAAUCUGGUGCCAAACAGCAGGUUUCCUCUUAGAGGCUCCAUAACCAUCAGAGUCGUCCCCACAUUAGUCACUAGGUUUGCACAGACAUCGUUGAUAAUUUGAAAACGUGACUUUAAUGAUAAUUCAUUAAUGUGGAUUUUGACAGUUUUAUUAAUGUGAUUCUGAUUUUUGUUUUGUCUUAGUCUGCAAUUAUUGUAAUGAUUCAAUACAAGUGCACAAGAAUGUGACUUUGUUAAGUCACAGAUGUAGCCAUCUCACCACAGGGGUCGGAGGUCAGAGGUCAGAGGU
Messenger RNA from Epinephelus fuscoguttatus (brown-marbled grouper), 5160 nucleotides. Its product is annotated as P2R1A-PPP2R2A-interacting phosphatase regulator 1. The transcript has 9 exons. The record is from RefSeq and is a predicted model, not a curated record. The coding region runs from base 680 to 1357 and encodes 225 amino acids. NCBI's taxonomy places the organism in Eukaryota, Metazoa, Chordata, Actinopteri, Perciformes, Serranidae. Gene Ontology annotation, molecular function: protein serine/threonine phosphatase inhibitor activity.